GAGUGUCCUCGGACUAUGGAUGUGGAGCAGCAAGGAGAUGCUAAAACGGAACAAAAACCUGGUGAGAAAAAGAGGGGAGUGAAGAGGCCACGGGAAGACCAUGGCCGUGGAUAUUUUGAAUACAUUGAGGAAAAUAAGUACAGCAGGGCCAAGUCCCCUCAACCACCUGUUGAAGAAGAAGACGAACACUUUGAUGACACAGUGGUUUGUCUCGAUACUUAUAACUGUGACCUGCAUUUUAAAAUCUCAAGAGACCGGUUUAGUGCUUCCUCUCUGACCAUGGAAAGCUUUGCUUUCCUUUGGGCUGGAGGAAGAGCCUCCUAUGGAGUUUCUAAAGGCAAAGUCUGCUUUGAGAUGAAGGUUACAGAAAAGAUUCCUGUUAAACACCUGUACACAAAAGACAUUGACAUACAUGAAGUGCGAGUUGGUUGGUCCCUCAACACAAGUGGAAUGUUGCUUGGUGAAGAAGAAUUUUCUUACGGAUAUUCCCUAAAAGGAAUAAAGACAUGCAAUUGUGAGACUGAAGACUUUGGUGAGAAGUUUGAUGAAAAUGAUGUGAUUGGAUGUUUUGCUAAUUUUGAUGGUGAUGAAGUGGAACUCUCAUAUUCCAAGAACGGACAAGAGCUUGGUGUUGCAUUCAAAAUAAGUAAGGAAGUUCUUGAUGGGCGGCCACUCUUCCCACAUGUUCUCUGCCAUAACUGUGCAGUUGAGUUCAACUUUGGUCAGAAGGAGGAACCUUACUUUCCUGUACCUGAAGAGUAUACCUUCAUCCAGAAGGUCCCCCUGGAGGAUAGGGUCCGAGGACCAAAAGGACCUGAGCAAAAGAAAGAUUGUGAGGUGGUGAUGAUGAUUGGCUUGCCUGGAGCUGGCAAGACUACAUGGGUUACCAAACAUGCAGCAGCAAAUCCUGGGAAAUACAACAUUCUUGGAACAAAUACUAUUAUGGACAAAAUGAUGGUUGCAGGUUUUAAGCGACAGAUGGCGGACACUGGAAAACUUAACACACUGUUGCAGAGAGCUCCACAGUGUCUUGGGAAGUUCAUUGAGAUUGCAGCUCGUAAGAAGCGGAAUUUCAUUUUGGAUCAGACAAAUGUGUCUGCAGCUGCGCAGAGGAGAAAAAUGUGCCUGUUUGCAGGCUUCCAGCGCAAAGCAGUUGUUGUUUGCCCAAAAGAUGAAGACUACAAGCAAAGAACACAAAAGAAGGCAGAGGUGGAGGGAAAAGAUCUUCCAGAGCAUGCAGUUCUCAAAAUGAAAGGGAACUUCACACUGCCAGAGGUAGCAGAAUGUUUUGAUGAAAUAAUCUAUGUAGAGUUGCAAAAAGAAGAAGCUCAGAAGCUCUUGGAACAAUAUAAAGAAGAAAGUAAGAAAUCUCUUCCGCCAGAAAAGAAACAGAACACUGGCUCAAAGAAGAACAAGAAGAGCAAUAAAAAUCAAUUUAAUAGGGGUCAGAGAGGACGUGGAGGAUUCAACAUGCGGGGCAACUUCAGAGGAGGAGUCCCCGGCAAUCGUGGUGGAUACAACAGGAGGGGAGGCAACAUGCCUCAGCGAGGUGGUGGAGGUGGCGGUGGUGGCGGUGGCAGCAGCGGUGCAAUUGGUUACCCAUAUCCUCGUGGCCCUGUCUUUCCAAGCAGAGGUGGCUACUCAAACAGAGGAAACUAUAACAGAGGUGGAAUGCCCAACAGGGGAAACUACAACCAGAACUUCAGAGGAAGGGGAAAUAAUCGUGGCUACAAAAACCAAUCUCAGGGCUACAACCAGUGGCAGCAGGGUCAAUUCUGGGGUCAGAAGCCAUGGAGUCAGCAUUAUCACCAAGGAUAUUAUUGAAUACCCAAAUAAAUGAACUGAUACAUAUUUCUCCAAAACCUUCACAAGAAGUCGACUGUUUUCUUUAGUAGGCUAACUUUUUAAACAUUCCACAAGAGGAAGUGCCUGCGGGUUCCUUUUUUAGAAGCUUUGUGGGUUGAUUUUUUCUUUUCUUUUUUUGUACAUUUUUAAUUGCAGUUUUAAAGUGAUUCGUAAGAGAACCUCAGCAUUGUGCACGAUAAGAGAAUGUGUCAGUAUUUCAGGGUUCUACAUUUUAUCUGUAAAAUGUGACUUUUUUUUUACCACAACAAAAGUAAAACGUUGCUUUGUACCUGGUGUCUUUUUAUUAAAGAAUUUUCUCCUUUUUCCCCAUCCCCCAAUUUCUAAGAAACAGUCGUGAGUCAUGUCACAAUACGAUAGAAAUGUUAGCAACCAGAUUCGUACGGAGGCUCCUUGGUAGCCCUCAUGAAUAGCAUGAGAUUAUGUAAAGCUCCAUAUUACACUCCAUCCUCUCUAUGAAGCUUCUGGGUGGGGAGGGGAGGAGGGAGAGGUAAAAGUUUCUGGCAAUAACUAGGACUUUUUUUGUAACAUUUGGAACUCGAUAAGAUGUUGGGGGCAAAGAGGAAGCCUGGGGCUAAAUAGUGAAGGUGGAGUGUAUGUAGAAGCUCUUAAAGUUGUAAAACUUGGUUGCAUUAUUUGUGGAGGCUCAAACUUGUGAAGGUACAACACCAUAAUUUCUUUUCCAUUUGUUCUGCAUUUUGAUUCUGAAAAGAAGCUGGCUUUGCCCAUUUCUUAUUAAACAAAACUUGUUGUAAAUCCAGUUGUCUAAUGGGAUCUAUAUGAAGUUAGCUGUGUGUCUGUAUAACUCUUUCCCCACAAAAUACUGUAUACCUAGUGUGCUUGUAGUAGUUACUCCACCAUUUUGUAAGCUAAUGAAACUGUGAGUCACCCAUUUUAUAUCUAAUUUUUAAUCAUGUCAAUUCUCAAAUGGGUGUAUCUCCUUAGCCUGCUGAUUCCUUCUCUCUAAAGAAAGUGGGUGGAGAAAUUUAACUCUAGACGUUUGUUUGCAAUAAAAUAAAUUCAUUUUA
Athene cunicularia (burrowing owl) is the source of this 2891-nucleotide messenger RNA. It is a transcript of the gene HNRNPU, whose product is annotated as heterogeneous nuclear ribonucleoprotein U. Gene Ontology annotation, cellular component: nuclear matrix; inactive sex chromosome; telomerase holoenzyme complex. The record is from RefSeq and is a predicted model, not a curated record. The coding region runs from base 16 to 1824 and encodes 602 amino acids. Gene Ontology annotation, molecular function: RNA polymerase II cis-regulatory region sequence-specific DNA binding; transcription corepressor activity; poly(G) binding. The transcript has 14 exons. NCBI's taxonomy places the organism in Eukaryota, Metazoa, Chordata, Aves, Strigiformes, Strigidae. Gene Ontology annotation, biological process: CRD-mediated mRNA stabilization; regulation of alternative mRNA splicing, via spliceosome; negative regulation of telomere maintenance via telomerase.